Messenger RNA from Prunus armeniaca (apricot), 837 nucleotides. The record is from the annotation of a GenBank genome assembly. NCBI's taxonomy places the organism in Eukaryota, Viridiplantae, Streptophyta, Magnoliopsida, Rosales, Rosaceae.
AUGGCGACAAUUGUGUGUCAAGGUUUGCAGUCAUGCCUAGACUCUCAUCUUGUGGAGCCAAGGACACUAAGGCUAAAGUUUUCUGCACCAGUAGCUCAUUACUUCUCCCCAAAUCCUGGAGUUAAAUCUUGGUUUCCAGAGGCUAACUAUAUAGAAGAGCCAAGGGAAGAGAAAUGCCAUUAUGAGGAGCCCUGCAUCAAUAAGCCUGUUGAUGUCCAUGACAAUAACAAGGCCACCUCCAAAACCUCUGAUUUGGGUGGCUGGAGCUUCCUCCAAGCUGUCUCCAAUAUCUCACAGCAAGACCCUCAUAAGGGGGACAAAGAAAUAUCUACUAAGCUGACUGAGAAGAGCUUGGAAUUGUGCACUGAAGACCUGGGCAGUGAGACUGGCACCAUCAUCACAGAAGACAACAUUUUCUCAUCAGAUUCUGAGGCAGAAGCAAGAGGCAAGAAUGUGAUGCCAAGGGAGCAACAAAAAAAGCGGCAAUUUUCGGGUGGAAAGAAGGGUAAUGUUGUUCAUAGCUUUCCACCUCCCUUGACAACGAUAAGCGGCUCGGAUUCUAUCCAGGUUAGACCCCACAGGGAAGAUGGGAGGCUCAUAAUGAAGGCUGUCAUGGCCCCAACUACUCAAUCAUGUUUCCAAGCUGAAAGGAGCAAUGGCCGCCUUCGAUUAUGCUUUUCUAAACACUUUGCUCCCAAUUUUGACUCCGAAGAAAUUGCCGCUCAAGAUGACAAUGAAGGAUGUGAAAAUGACAGGAGUGAGGAAGAAGAAGAAGCAGAACAGCAAGACCAAGAAGUAGUGGGAGAAAAUAAAGAAGAAGAUUUUCUAGAACAUUAG